This is a messenger RNA of Cylicocyclus nassatus, 1825 nucleotides long. The record is from the annotation of a GenBank genome assembly. Lineage: Eukaryota; Metazoa; Nematoda; Chromadorea; Rhabditida; Strongylidae.
CUAUGAGUGAACAGCUCUCACUUUUAGAUGAUCGCUGUCUAUCCACAUCUUCGAAGUCCAGUGUCAUGUUUGUUUUACCAGUUCGUCUUCAAGCGCUAUAUCGAAGAUGACAUAUUCACGGACAAUGAAUUGGACUGCAUUCGGAGAGAAAUCGUUUCUGCCAUCGAUCGCUUCGAGCAGCUAAGUCCUAAUUACGGCGGGCUUGGUUCAAGUUCUGCAUCACAGGCUGAAGUUGUAUCAAAACCUUGGAACACGCUCUUCUAUAGUUUUAUCUUCAAUACAGUCCCAAAAGAUCAUGAUCUCUCCUCUGAAGAAAUCAAGAUUAUUCACAGUGGAUUGCUGGAGUUGGUCGAAAGGUACAGUACAAUAAAAGCUUAUCGUGAAUGUCAGGACGCCUUGUCUGGUGAAGAAGAGCCAGAGCCAUGCAGUUCCUCAAGUGGAUUUGACGAGUCUUCUGAUAAUCAUAAUGAUACUGACGCAGAGCUUGCAGAAAUUCAGACUAAAGCUGAGGCAGACAAGGCCUCAGUAAACGGAAGCGCAACCUCAUCAAGCUCUUUAUUGCCGAAGCAAUCACUGGGAGAUGAAUUCCGCGCACUCACUGGAAAGGGAACCCCUUCCAGCUGUACACUGACACUUACUGAGAAGGUUGCCUCUCCUCUUCACUCCCCUAAGGAACUGGGUGUUGAAGAAGACGAUAGCACAAAAUGUAGUUUAUCUACAAUUCCACGGCCUUCUCUAAGAGAAUCUCCUUAUGACUUGAAGAAAGCGCCGGCCAUGCAGCACAGGCCUCGUCGUCAAUUGACAGAGUUUGCGUCUCCAUACACCGGAAUCGAGGUAAUGUUGUCUGCUACACGAACACAACGUUGCGAUGGAAAAGGGCUGAAUCGCCCGCUUGGCGUGACGUACGAUGAAGAGUGUAAGCAGUGGAUUGUUGCUGAUACAGAGAAUAACCGAAUUGUUUUGGUACCAAGAGGAAUCACUAUGACAUCACCACAGCUUAAUGCUCCAUGUGCAGUUGCUGUUCUGCAACCUGGAAUUUCUUUUGCUGUGCUUGCCAUACGCGACAUACAAAUCAUGUACUAUGGGAAAUCAGAAAGCGAUCGUGUUAUCGUUCACUCUGGAAAUGCAAGAGGUCUUGCUGUCACGUCGAAUGGUAAUCUGGUAACCAUGGAAAAGAUCAGAGGUUUUUGGCAAGUGUCUGUUUACGAAGGCAAACCUAAUGCGAGGUCAGUGUGGUCUUGCCCGUAUCCAGGGAUACAAAAUGCGCUGCCAUCGUUCCUUGAUCUUUAUCGCAGAACUCUCGUUGUUACCGAUCUUGGUACGCAAUCGAUUGUAAAGUUCUCAGACGAUGAUGGAACGGAUAAAUUUCGCCACAAACGAAGCAUCACGUUAGCACCGGAUCCGAAAAAUCCAAGGCAGCGUGGCACUGUGACUUACAUCAGUGGUGUAUAUAUUGACGAUGACAUGAACAUACUGGUAGCUGACGCAAAGGGACGAUCUUUGCAGGUGUUUAACAACAAUUGCAUCUUUUUAUAUAAUGUUAAACUGUCAGGUGGUGGCUUUCCCUAUAUAAGUGGAAUAUGGGUUAACAACAACGGACAAAUCGGCGUCUGUGCGCGAGGCAACAAAGAUGGGGGCUUGCAUGUGUAUAACAUGAGGGUGCCAGUCACCAAGUAAUUGGAUGAAUGGUUCGCGGAUAUUGACGUGUCCCCAUGUGCCUAAAGUUGCGAAGUGGGUCCUUUCCGUCUUGAAGCAUAGAUAACUUUUUUAAGGUGAAAACGAUUAUUAACACUUUAUUUUUGCCUAAACAAUCGUUUUAUAAGCA